This is a messenger RNA of Scomber japonicus (chub mackerel), 918 nucleotides long. It is a transcript of the gene c21h11orf65, whose product is annotated as chromosome 21 C11orf65 homolog. The record is from RefSeq and is a predicted model, not a curated record. The coding region runs from base 1 to 918 and encodes 305 amino acids. The transcript is spliced from 9 exons. Lineage: Eukaryota; Metazoa; Chordata; Actinopteri; Scombriformes; Scombridae.
AUGGGCUUACAGAAAGAGGGUCCCCAGGAGCCCCAAAAGGAGAAGCUGCAGCUCAUAGCAGUCAGAAUAAUUCAGAAGGCCUGGAGAAGAUAUGUGUACAGAGAAGUCUUCAGGUAUUUCAAAGAGUUGAUCAAACAAUGCAACCAGCGGGAUCCACAGAGCGUCCUCAAAACUGUCAAUCCUCGUGAGGCAGAACUGCUGGAUGCUGCUGCUGGGGUGAUUAUUAGAUUUCGACUUGGAGGGAUCACCUUUCCUCCCAACAUCUAUUACAAGAUCUUUACCCAUCGGCCCGUUGUAGACGUGUGUGCCAGCAGCCCAAAGGACUACACACAGCCAAGCAUGAAGAAGCCUGUGGCCCGGCAGACAAACAAUGGCUGGCCUCUUCUGCAGGAGGACCGAUCGGGGUGGUACCAACGCAUGGAGAACAACAGCUGGAGACUGUUCUGUAGUAAGGUGGUUCCUGAGGGCGAGCCCGCUGAGAUCGGUGCAAACAAAAAAAUGAGCUUUCAUCAUUCCAAGUUGCAGCGGAAGCAAGAUGUAGACAAGUGGAGGAAAAGGAGGAAAAUUGAUUGGCUUAUGCACAUGUAUGAUGAGGGACGUCUGCAGGCUCGUCCAGUACAUCGGCACAUGGCAGCCCUGGUGGGGACGUCAGCCCAGGAAGUGAUGGACACCAUUGAAGAGAAGGGGGACGAUGAGAUACUUGAAUGGGAGCUGGAUGAACUCCUGGCCUGGACAAACACUCUCAACUUUGAGGAGUAUAUACAGGAGUGGAGACAUUUGGCCUGUAGUCACUCCUAUGAGCAGAGCAAAGGUGAGCCUUCAUCUCCUCCUAGACUACAUCCACAUGACUAUGCUGAUAUUGCUGAUGAAGACAGUUUGGUUGACCUCACAAACAAGUGUAAUAAUGUCCAAUUCUAG